UAAGAUCUUGGUAGUGAUUCACGGUGGUCGGUGGUUAUGGACACUCUCCGGUUUGAGUUAAGCUCGGCCUCCUUCACUUCCGCUGUCGCCGCCACUUCUUUACACAGUCACUCACGCCAUUUCUUCUCCUCACUGCAACUCGGCCGAGUCGGCUCAUCAUCUCCGGCGAUCACAUCGGUCGCGAGGACGACGGUGAAUGAAAUCUGCACGGCGGACGAACUUCACUACGUUCCUGUUCCCAAUUCCGAUUGGCGCCUUGCUCUCUGGCGAUAUCUUCCUUCCCCAAAGGCACCAAAGAGGAACCAUCCUUUGCUUCUACUGUCAGGAAUUGGGACCAAUGCUGUUACAUACGAUCUUUCCCCUGAGUGUUCUUUUGCAAGAUUCAUGUCUGGAUCAGGAUUUGAUACAUGGAUUCUUGAGCUCCGUGGAGCGGGGUUGAGUUCUUUAAGUGUCGAUACAAAUCUAGAGAAACCGGGAGGAACGUUAUCUAGCAAUAACCAGCAGCGGAUAGUCUCGAAUCUAUUGGAGAAUUUCAUAAGUGUAUCUGAAAGGCUGGAAAAUGUUCUUGAUGGAGGUUCCAAAAUCCUUGGGAUGCAAGACCGUCUAUCGAAGAGAGCGAGAGAUUUCAAGCAGCGGCUUGAACUUAUCCCUCAUUACAAUUGGGAUUUUGAUACCUAUCUAGAAGAAGAUGUUCCUUCUGCGAUGGACUAUGUAAGGACUCAAACCAAGUCAAAAGAUGGAAAGUUGCUCGCAGUUGGUCACUCAAUGGGUGGUAUCUUGUUAUAUGCCUUGCUCUCCAGAUGUGGCUUUAAAGGAAUGGAUUCAGGUUUGGCUGCUGUCGCCACUCUUGCAUCGACAUUUGACUACUCAUCCUCAGGAACACUCCUCAAGUACCUAUUACCCAUGAAAGAGCCAGCACAAGCUAUUAACCUGCCUAUCAUGCCGAUUGACACAAUGCUCGCUAUGGUUCACCCUCUUAUGUGUCGUCCUCCAUAUGCUUUGUCUUGGUUAACUGCUAAUAUCUCUGCUCCUCAAAUGAUGGACCCAGAAGUGAUUGAGAAGCUUGUUUUGAACAGCUUAAGCACGGUACCAGUUAAGCUUCUCUUGCAGCUAACAACAACCGUGGACCACGGUGGGCUGCGUGAUAGAACCGGUACUUUCUGUUACAAGGAUCAUAUCAGCAAAACCAAUGUGCCUAUCUUAGCUCUUGCAGGGGACUGGGACAUAAUCUGCCCUCCCGAUGCAGUAUACGAUACUGUAAAGCUGAUUCCAGAACAUCUAGCUACUUUCAAAGUUUUAGGGUCACCCGGAGGUCCACAUUAUGGCCACCAGGAUCUAAUCUCUGGUCGAUCGGCUCCAAACGAAGUAUAUCCUCUGAUUACUCGGUUUCUUCAACAACAUGAUGAGAUUUAAGAUCAACGAGAGUUCAAAUGGAUUUUGGUUCUUGUUUCUGUACAUAAAACAUUCCAUACAUACUUUUAUAUGUAUACAAAUCUUCACACAGUUAGGAGCUUAUUGUACUCCGAACUCACAAGCACUGUAGUAGAAAUUAAACUCAAAUGAUACCU
Arabidopsis arenosa is the source of this 1568-nucleotide messenger RNA. NCBI's taxonomy places the organism in Eukaryota, Viridiplantae, Streptophyta, Magnoliopsida, Brassicales, Brassicaceae. The record is from the annotation of a GenBank genome assembly.